This is a messenger RNA of Paramuricea clavata, 1635 nucleotides long. Lineage: Eukaryota; Metazoa; Cnidaria; Anthozoa; Malacalcyonacea; Plexauridae. The record is from the annotation of a GenBank genome assembly.
AUGGUCUGUAAAAUAUUUAUGUACUAUAACCAUUUGUUCAGUAAAAGUCAUGUUUUAGUAUUUUAUAACCUAAGACGAUAAUUUUGUUUCAGACAUCAACGAGUGCCAGACAACACCCGGUGUGUGCGCCGCAAAUUUGGAAUGUCGAGAUCUCUAUGGAAAUUAUUCUUGUUUCUGUCCAUUUGGUCAGUGGCUUGUCAAUGAUAACUGUGCAGGUAUGCAUUAUGGUUACAACAGUGCGGUGUGUUUCAGCAGUAAACUUUUGUUUGGUUGAACUAUAGACCUGCAAUAUAUGUUUUGUCCUCGUGGUUUAAUAUUAGACCUGGUAUUUUUAGAAAGGUUUCCAGUUUAUCAUGGCUGAUAGUUUUUACUUUUUUCAAUUGAAGAAUUAGUGUUUUUCUGUUUUUCUGAGUGUAUAUCCACACUGGGCAUGCAGGCUGAAAAGUUAGCCUGCCACGGUGGGAAUCGAACCCGCGACCUUUGGGAUACUAGUCCAAUGCUCUGCCAACUGAGCUACGAGGCCAAGUUCUUUCGAGUGUGUGGUAUUUCUGAACUACGUCUAGUACCUUCGAUACCAAUAUCAUAAAGAAUUACUGUAAUUUUGAUCCAUUUAUUCGCUGACAAAGUUAAGUUGGCCUUAGUGAAUACAAAUAUCAAUAUUCAGAAACCAGAAACCGUUACUGCAAUUUUUUAUUCUCUACGACUCUCUUCUUACUAAUCGUUCACAAUGAAAAAUUCAGUUCACAAGUGUGCGGAACAAAACAUUAGAUAAAAAUUAACAGUUGUUCUCAACUGCAUGUCUUUGUAAGCCGUAUUUCUUCUUGUAACACUCUUAUAGUUUAUAUUUGUUGUGACAAUGACGGUUUACCUUGCCAGUUGCAGAAAAGCUUGAACCUACUUCAUCUUUGGGCAGUGAUGCUGCCAGUGGGAGCGCCCUUUUCUCACUGUUUUUCGGAGUAUAGUUUUUUUAUUCAUUGAAACGCAAUGGAAAUUGGGGAGGCGUAAAAAAUUGUCAGAGUGUUGCGUAUCUUCCACGCAUCUACUCAGAUAAAUUACUUAAAUUUGUUCUAAUAUAAAUUUUUAUGUUACUAUGUCUCCCGCUGAAUUCAAUUGUCAUGUGAUCGGAAAGUAAUGUUUAACAGUCCUCAUGAAACGUUAGUUAUGCAAGCGCUUCCACAAUGCAGGAAAUGCCCCACGUACAGGAAAUACAGACACCCAAAAUUCAAAAUUUUAAUUUCGUUUAUUGAAGUAUGCCCCCCCCCCCCCAAUAGAAUCUAACACGACCACUCUUCCACUCUUGUCUUGCUAUAUUUUGGAACAUCAACCAAUCACGAAAUACAGACAGCCUAUCAUCCGGAGAAGUUAUUUCUUAAUUAAGUCUAAAUGGAAAAAAUAGAAAUGUAUUACCCAUGGCCAACCAAGUUCCACUUCUCUGAGAUUUCGUUGCAACCUACCAAAUUAUUUUUCAACCCGACCUUAAACUUGCGAUAAACUAUUUUUUCCUUAGAUGCGUAUGUUUACGAACUGGAGUUUGUUGUACUGGAAGGCCUGGAUUAUAACGAUGAUCUAUCUGAUGACAGUAAAAAAUACUACUCCGACUCAUUAAUGGGCAUUGAGAACGCGGUAACCUUUUAA